AUGAGCUCGAUGAUGAGCACGAUGAGCACGGAUGUGAACAAAAUCGGCGAUCCGAUUCCCGAUAAAGAUUCCCGCUCGUCCGAUCUUGUCCCUUUAUUUAACGAGCUCAUCCCAGUCACUGAGGUGACCUUCCCCCGACUCAAACCCGCUUGUUGUCCCUUGGCUUUCGUCCAGGACCCAGCCUUACGAUCCAAUGACUCGCCGAUCUACAUCCACUCUUCACGCACAAUCCGUUACUACUUCUCUGCGGCCCAGAUGGAUGAUGGGAUGGGGCUUGGCGAUCCUGCAUGGUUUGGGCGGCGUUCUCGGGAGUCGUUAGGUGGGACGCACUCGCGAUCAAUCCAUUGGUCAACGGAAAACUUGGAUGAACUACCCGUGAUUCGUAUCUUCAUACAUGCCUUAUCUAGCCCGGCAUCUAUUCGUGGUUCUAUUUGGUGCGGGGCUUUAACCAUCACGCCGGUUGUCCGUAAUCGAACACGUAUCCUAAUCCCGCCAUCGAUGCACCUCGCGUCUCUAUCGAUAGUACCUACAGGAAUAGCCGCUCUCCGGAAAUCCUACGUGCAAUAUAUAGAUAUAUCACCGGUCACCGGCACCCACCCUUAUUGGUCGCUGCAACAGCUCACGACUGUGAUCCAUGUCAAUGGGGUGAGGGCUCCAACAGAACAUCACAGUCGAUGCCUCAUCAGUAGUUUUAUAGAUGGAGGAAACUUUUUGCAUUUGAGUACCAAUGAGUUUAUCAGCCAUCUGGCUUCACGAUUCGAAGUAUCUAUAUCCAGACAGUGGAACACCAACGUGCAGAAUCAGCUGUCAAGGCACUUGCACCGAUUCUCGUUGUGUUUUAACAUCGGCCAUCAAGGACCAGGUUGGUUGCUAGACGUUCCAUAUAAUUUCACCGUACCCCUGAGUUCAGGCGCGGGUGCUUCGUUCCAGUAG
Molecule: messenger RNA, 933 nt
Organism: Suillus discolor
Lineage: Eukaryota; Fungi; Basidiomycota; Agaricomycetes; Boletales; Suillaceae
Exons: 9
Coding region: 1-933 (310 amino acids)
Source: RefSeq, a predicted model, not a curated record